ACAUGUGCGAAGUAAUUGUCAGUAAAUCGUGUUGUUUAUUGGUGGAGUGUAUUUUUUUUAAAUUGUCAUUUUAACGAGGCAACAUCUGUCAAAACGGCGGAGGGCGACGCGAGGGUGGGGAGGCGGCAGGGUGCGGGUGCGGCCGACUUCCGCCCGCGCUGCCGACGCCUUCCCCUCUCCGAGCCCUCGAUGAUAUGCCGCCACCGCUCCUCAGGUCCAAUCCACUGUAUAUGGAGGAAGAAGAACAGGAGGUAGUCAUAAUUGUGGAUUCCCUGGAAGAAAGCGUGGGUUCAGCAGAGCACAGUCCGAAGCGAGUGCCGUCUACAUCAUCAGCUUGUAUCUGGACAGGGUAUGGGAGCGGCGUCGGCAGCCACGGGCGCGUCUCUCCAAGCUUACCAAAGAACGAACCAUUCGAAACAGAGCCGCGCGCUUCCGACUCUGACAAGAACGAUGGAUCUCACAACUGCUCGGAUUCCGAAGCCAGUCCGGGCUGCACCCUCUCGAGGAGCUUGAAGAAUGAUAUUCGAUCUUGCCUAGGGGCCUGCAGAUGGGAGAAAGACGUGGGGGAAGUGGUGGAAGCGGCGGUGCGCGGUGCCGGUGGUGUCUCGGCGGCCCGGGCGCGACUACACGCGGCCCUAUUGGCGCUCCACGACCCACGACCGCGCGUGCCCAACCGCGGACCGACCCUGCCAUACUGCGGGCCUGGAGUACGACCCGGUGACGUCACCAUGAUGCCCAAGAACACCGAAAUGUCCUUACUGGCAGCCAGUGCGUUGUUCACGCUGGACGGUCCAAAGAGUCAAGCCUUAUCACGUCGUCUGGCCCGGGGCGAGCGUCGCCGCAGACGAUGUCGAGUAGCUCUGGCGGUGCUGGCCUUACUGCUUCUGCUGGCGUCGGUGGGCGCCGUGGAGCUUAUCAUGUCGCGAGGACAGAGAGUCUUCGGAGCCGUCCUGCGAUGAAGCUUCCAGAAUUUAAUUCUAUCAGCUCACAGACGUCCACUG
Bombyx mandarina (wild silkworm) is the source of this 1001-nucleotide messenger RNA. RefSeq lists its product as uncharacterized. NCBI's taxonomy places the organism in Eukaryota, Metazoa, Arthropoda, Insecta, Lepidoptera, Bombycidae. The record is from RefSeq and is a predicted model, not a curated record.